Messenger RNA from Cuscuta epithymum, 3058 nucleotides. Lineage: Eukaryota; Viridiplantae; Streptophyta; Magnoliopsida; Solanales; Convolvulaceae. The record is from the annotation of a GenBank genome assembly.
GUUCGGUCCGGUACCGGUUCUCAUUUUAUGAGAACCGGUCAUGGCAUUGUUUGGAACCGGUUCGGUCCGGUUCGGGACAGAAAAUUUUGAGAUCCGUUUCAAACCCCGUUUAUCGGUCCGGUACCAUACCGAUCCGGUUCGGUAUCAUGCCGGUUCGGUAUUUUUGCCCACCCCAGUCAAGUCUGAUCCUUGACAAAAAUCAGCCAGUUCUCCUGCACAACUUUUUAACUUCCUCUUGGGCAGCAUAUCCGCCAGUUCUCUUCUCCCUUGACGCACACUUCCUCUUCCGCAUCUCAACGAGAAUGGGAAAGUCUCCCGUUGCUUCCAAGGUCGCUGAAGCCUCUAUGAAUUCCAAAGGUUCAUCAUCUCUACAAGCUUUCGACGUCAGAUUCUCCAGACCAUCUUCCAUGAAGGACAAAGACAUGAAGAAAAUCAAAUCGGUCUAUGGCUUCCCGGAAUCCUCCUGCUGGUUGGGUUGGAUUCAUGGCUUCAAAAUAGGUACUUGUUUCCCUCUUUCUCCUUUAAUUAGGGGAUUCCUCGAACUUGUUAAGAUGUCUCCAACUCAAAUAAUGCCGGCCUCAAUCAUAGAGGAUGCUCCGAGCCCUUGGAGUUCUGCCCGUGAAAUUCUCUCUUAAAUUUGCGGCGGAUGACUUGGAUUUUACCUACAACUUGCGUCAUUCGGGGACUUGUUCUAGUUGUGAAAGAGAAGCGAGAGGUUAUGAUUCAUGGUGCCGACAAUGUAAACGAUCAUGGUAGGGUGAGCAAAUAUUUUUUUUGUUGAAAAAGCUUCCUUGGGUUCAAGUGGCGAUUUGUCAGAGGAGCGACUCAAAGACUAUGGUGAGUGUCGUAAUCCUCUUUUUGUAUUUUUAAUAUUUAUUACUGUUUAUUACUACGUAUUUUUUCUUUCUUUUCUUAUAUAUCUCCACGUCCAUAAUUCCAUAUAUUGUUUGGCCUUUUAUAUUUGUACUACGUGAGUUCAAUGAUGUUUUCGAUGUAUAUAUCUUGUGUUCGUCGUGUUUGCGUAUUGUUAGGUUCACAAAGACUUUAACCAUCCCAUUUCAACCCGACGCAGAGAAACAAACCGCUGAGAGCCUGAGAUCAUAACUUUGGACGCUUCGUGCAGGUCAUAUGGUGUCUUAGGCCUAAAACCCCAAGGUAACAAUACGGGUCUGUUUGCAAUCAAUUAAAAAAAGUCCUUUUAACUUUGUUUUAAAGAAAAAAACACCUAUUUUACCAAACACUACCAACUUUUUCUUUCUCGGCUUCCGUGAAGAAUCCACUUUUUACUUUUUCUAUUACACAAAAAGCACUUAUUUUACCAAACACUACCAACUUUUACUACUAAUCACUUUUUUCCCAAAAGUACUUUUAUUUAAGCACAAGUGGUUGCAAACAAAGCCUACGUCCUCUCUAUGUGAUUCUAAAAACCUUUUUGUGGUCGACUUGAUAGUCGAAUUGAGGAGAUCUUCAAAGCGUGAAUGUCACCAUACUAAUCAAGGCAAAGAAAUUUCGAUCAUGUUAGUAGUAGACUCCGACGAGGAAGAUGAAAGUAGCAGGAAUGACUGUGAAGAGGGUAAAGAUACUUGCUCCAAAAAUAACUCUUCAAAGAUCGAAGUGGAAAUCCCUGCGCGCCGGCUGUAAUGAGGAUAAGUUGAUGCAAAUUGACCUAUCAAAAGGUACUAUUUCUCUAGUUUCCUAAUUGUAUCAUAGUUCUAUUUUUUUCAUUAUUGUUAGUCCUUAUUAUUACGUUUCUUUUAAAUUUUAUAGUUGUUUUUUCCUCCGUGGAUGGCCGCCGUGCUCCUUUCGCUGGAGAGCUUUUAGCUCGUGCCACAUCCCAGAAGAGGAAAUUGUCAGUCCUUCGUGACGCUGCCAGAUCCAACAAGUUGUCGAUUGCUUUUCGUAUGAUCGUGCCCCCAAUUUUGAGUUUGAGUAUUAUUGGAACAGGAUGGUGACUACUUUCAAUUAUUCUGAUAAUCCAUGGUUGAAGAAACUUUAUGGAAUUAGGGAGAAAUGGUGUCCAACAUUUUCAUAAGAGUACUUUUCUGCUGGCAAUUUAUCCUCACAAAGAAGCGAGUCAACGAAUAAUUCUCUGUCUAGAAAGUUGAAUGCAACGUCCUCUCUUUGUGAUUUCUAUCAUUUCUUUUGUGAAGCUGUUAGUGAAUGGCGGAGUCAUGAGAGAUCAGUUCAAGAACGUUGUUAGGAUGGCUUCCCCGAGAUAGCAAUCUCACAUCUUGGUAUAUUACAUGCAGCUUCUCGAAUUUACACGAUUAAUGCUUACAAGCUGUUUGAGAAGGAGUUUGUUCAUGCUAUGUCUUUGAAACAUGAGGUUAGACAUUGUGUUGAUUCUGUUAUUGGAUAUUUAGUAUGGAUGGCUCAUAUUGAUCAGUUUUCACAUUGGGUUUCAUAUCACACGUCAUGUAAGAGAUUUCAAGAAGUUGGUAUUUUGUGCUGCCAUAGUCUUCGUAUAUAUCAUAUCCACUACAUUGAAGUUCUUCUUGAUUGUUAUGUUUUAAAACGUUGGACUCGAAUAGCAAAGUCAGUUGAACAAAGUUAGUCAUUUAUGAUAUCCAACAUUUCUAAUGUUUUGCCUUCUGUUUGAAGAAUGCAAAUGCAAAGGAAACUUCACAAACUUUUGUGUUCUAGUGAUUCUAAUGCGUCAGCGAGGCUGCUUCGUGAAGAAUCGUUCAAAAAGUUGAAACAUGAUGUUGAAGAACAAGUUGGCAGUGCAUGUUUACUUCUCAGACAGUGAUUCAGCUUCAAUUAGAGUUGGUACAAUUUCUAAUCCCAAAGGUUCGAGGAAAAAAGGUGAAAGAAAUGUUCGACGCAAAAGUAUUGUUGAGAUUAAAUCAAAUCAAGCGCGAGGAAGGAAAAAGUCAACUACAGCAAGUACAUCAAUUAUUGACCCUUGAAAAUUGUAAACACUCUUAAGAGCUUUAUAUUUGGUUAAAUACUUGUUAUAUUAUUCAAAGAAGUACAUGUUGUUUGAUCUUUUAUCUUUAAUUUUAUCAUCAUUUUAGUUUCUGUUAUGUGCAUUUUUAGACUUUACAUGUGUUUCUCU